Molecule: messenger RNA, 441 nt
Organism: Penicillium diatomitis
Lineage: Eukaryota; Fungi; Ascomycota; Eurotiomycetes; Eurotiales; Aspergillaceae
Exons: 3
Coding region: 1-441 (146 amino acids)
Source: RefSeq, a predicted model, not a curated record
AUGUCUUAUCAGAUUGCAUUCGAGCCUUCUCAGGCACCGGCCCAGGGAUCCACCAUCGUAUCCUUCAUGGAGGACUUUUAUCGAACAAGUGACACGGAAUCUCUACACGCGAAGUACGUCGAAAGUUUCACGAACGACGCAACUUUGAUCAUGGGCUCGAAAGAGGCCAAAGGAUCAGAGGAAAUAUUGAGACUACGCCACGGCCUCUGGACACACGUAGCGUCUCGCAGGCACACGCCUGAGCGCAUCUUUUUCAGCGGCAAUAAUAGCAUCAUGCUACAUGGCGGAGUCACGUAUCGGCUGAAAGCUGAUCCGGAGACGGACGUAUAUAUUCCCUGGGCGGGACGAGUGGAGUUUGCGCCGUUCGAGGACGGGGAGCCGGUGAAAAUGCAGUUUUACCAGGUUUAUUUGGAUCCGUCUGCGCAAAGUGGAAAGAGGUAA